UCAACUGAUGGACGCACAGAAGCACACUUGUUUUCUGUUUCAACGCUCCAUACCCUCUCUUUUCCUGACAGAACAUUAGUUCUUCUAAGGAGUUUCUUUGUAUUUUUUCAGUAACCUGUCUGGUGAAACAGUCUUAACCCUCUGUCCCUUCACCCUGUAGGAUCUUCUGUUACUUCUGUUUGGGAUUUUUCUUUUUAUCCUGCUUGGUUGCCUGAUUUUCCGUGUGCAUACAAACCUUUUUCCUUUUUCCUUGCUUUCCUUUCUCCUUCUCCCCCCUGUUUCCCGGGCUAUGCUCUCCUCACCCACUGUGAUCCUCCAGCCGUACGGACUUCCCGUCUAUCCACAGACAACCGCAUGCUACCCCAGCAUAGUUCAGGGGGGGCCUGCCCAGGAGGCCGGCGCUGGCAGCGCAGACCCCGCCCUUCCCCAGGUCUAUGCUCCGCCCCCCUCGUACCCUCCACCGAGUCAAGGCCCACCGACAUCUGCCAGCAGACUGCCCACACUUGAUUUCAGCUCCACACAUCAAAGCUCCGACUACCCCGAACACGCCCAGCUCAGAGUCUAUCAGGGCCCCCAGCAUGAGGGGGCCGACACCCUGACCCCCAGCAACCCGGUAAGAGAGGAGGAUGCUUUGGCCGCCGUGACGUCAGACCACCAGUCUCUCAGUUUGUCUGUGUCAUCGGGGGCCGGAGCGGGAACCGGCACAGAGGAGGACAGCUCGGGGAAGGCCCAACCAAAACGCCUGCAUGUCUCCAACAUCCCUUUCCGCUUCAGAGACCCAGACCUCCGCCAGAUGUUUGGGCAAUUUGGCAAAAUCCUUGAUGUAGAAAUCAUCUUCAAUGAACGAGGGUCGAAGGGAUUUGGAUUUGUGACGUUUGAGAGUGCUGCAGAGGCGGACCGAGCGAGAGAAAAGCUAAAUGGCACGAUUGUAGAAGGGAGGAAGAUUGAGGUCAAUAAUGCCACUGCAAGAGUAGUUACCAAGAAGCCUCAGACACCGCUUUUGAAUGGAGAAAUUUCAACAUCUGGUUGGAAGAUCAACCCUGUAAUGGGGGCAAUGUACGCACCUGAGCUUUAUACCGUUGCCAGUUUUCCAUAUCCUGUAGCGACUCCUACCUUGGCCUACCGGGGCUCUGCACUGCGAGGUCGGGGUCGUGCCGUCUACAACACGAUUCGUUCGGCAGCGGGCACUCCUGCUGCUGUGCCUGCUUACCCUGGGGUUGUUUAUCAGGAUGGACUGUAUGGAGCAGAACUUUAUGGUGGUUAUCCUACAGCGUACAGAGUGGCUCAGUCUGCAUCUGCUGCCACCGCGGCCUACAGUGAUGGAUAUGGACGUGUGUACGCCGCAGCAGCCGACCCUUAUCAUCACUCAGUUGGACCAACGGCGACAUAUGGAGUCGGGACGAUGGCUAGCUUGUACCGAGGAGGAUACAACCGCUUCACACCGUACUGAGCGUCCCAGAUGUAUGCCUCUGUCAUGAACUCUGGGCCUGGGAUAGGUCAUGAUAUCUUAAAGCUUGGAAAUGUGGAAAAACUGUGUCCAGAGACUAACCAGAGUAUCACUGUGGAUCAUUCAGGACCCAUUUAAUCUGCUGAAGAAGAGGAUCUCAUGUAAUUUAUCAAGCCUUUACCUGAGUUUGUUUUAGUGAACUGAUUCUACAGAGACGCCGGCUGGUGUUAAAUGCUGAGACUAGUUUUGUGUGUUUUAAAAUCAAAACCUUUCAGGGGUCAAAGUGUACAUUUUGUACAACAGUAAAUGCCUUGUUUUUGAUGGUGCCCUGUUUUUGAGUGUGUGACUGUGUGAGUGUGGGAACACACGUUGUUCAGCAACUGCGACAAUAGGAUCAGUUUGUCUGGAUGUAGCUGGAAUCAAGUUUCUUCUCACCCUGACCAUCUACCUCUCGUACAUUUUUAGAUUUUCAUAUAGCCGUUGGGUUGUAGUAUUUGAAAUACUUGUUUGUUUAUUGUCCACCUUUCUCUUUGUGUAGCCAAAGUAACACAGAUGUUUGCUCUGUUUUUUUGCUCUUGUUUCACUUUAACCUCUCUGGCUUUUAGUAGGAGAAUUAAUUUUCUGAUAAUUUUCUUACUGUUGUUUCCUGUAUUUCCUACCUUCUUCAUCACUUGGAGCUCUUGAAUAGUCUUUUUCUCCCUAGUCUUCUCUCCCUGUCUUUUGUUUCUGUUUCACUCUUUUUUCUGCUAUGUUUGAUGAUUACCUCUGAAUAAACCUAACUUUCCUCUCUUUU
Messenger RNA from Girardinichthys multiradiatus, 2240 nucleotides. It is a transcript of the gene rbfox1l, whose product is annotated as RNA binding fox-1 homolog 1, like. NCBI's taxonomy places the organism in Eukaryota, Metazoa, Chordata, Actinopteri, Cyprinodontiformes, Goodeidae. The record is from RefSeq and is a predicted model, not a curated record. The coding region runs from base 290 to 1450 and encodes 386 amino acids. Gene Ontology annotation, cellular component: nucleus; cytoplasm. Gene Ontology annotation, biological process: nervous system development; regulation of alternative mRNA splicing, via spliceosome. Gene Ontology annotation, molecular function: mRNA binding. The transcript has 12 exons.